AUGCGAGCUGCGUCACGGAUUCCCAUCUUCACGCAUGACAUCCAUCUUUCGCGCUCUGAUGCGCCGCAAGUCCUGCAAGGCAUGCUGCAUACGAUCUGCUUCGUGCGCAUGCUCGGCCUGCUCCAACCCGACACGCAAGUGAUCAAAGGCGUAUCGAUGCCGUACGUCAAUGAUGUUGCCACACAGGCGCGUAUCGCGCGCGCGGCGUGCGACAUGUUUGAUGCGCUAGACCACAAGAGGAGCAAGCAGCGCAGCACCGUGUGUGUCGAUGUCGUAGUGGGAUGGCAUCGGCUCUUGGCGCCGCCAAAUGACACCGACACUCAGCCUACCCGUACUGCGUCACCUGAGCCAGGGAGCAUGCACUAUGCCGUCUUUGAGUCGCCGUACUCGUGGCUGGCUUCCGCACUCGCUGGCGGGCGUACGACGACGCAUCUUGAGACGCGCGACGAGCGCUCUACGCAGCGUCUCUUGCCACGCGACGCGUCCCUAGACUCGCGUGCCAGUGAUGUGUUUGAGCAGUGGGUCCUGAGCCUGCACAUCCACUACGACCAAGAUGAUACGAACCUGUCCGAGGCGCUCACGGACUACGUCAUGGCGGCUGUCUCAUUCGCCAACGAGCACCAGGACAAGCUCCCGGCCGUCACAGACACGGCCGUAUGCCCCUUCCCCUUCACCAUGAACAGCACGGUCCGUGAACGCUAA
This is a messenger RNA of Malassezia restricta, 702 nucleotides long. Its product is annotated as autophagy-related protein 101. Gene Ontology annotation, cellular component: phagophore assembly site. The transcript has a single exon. Lineage: Eukaryota; Fungi; Basidiomycota; Malasseziomycetes; Malasseziales; Malasseziaceae. Gene Ontology annotation, biological process: autophagy; autophagosome assembly. The record is from RefSeq and is a predicted model, not a curated record. The coding region runs from base 1 to 702 and encodes 233 amino acids.